AUGGCGUUUCGAGGACUUCCACAAACCAACGUUCGUGCGGCACAACGCAGUCCAGAUUCAGAUGACGAUUCACCUGUUUUCAAGAAGCCCAAGCUUCCUGUCAAACCAUUUCGACUUUUGGAUCUUCCCAUUUUGAUUCGAGAAAAAGCAAUGCGUUUGAUAGCUCCGAUAGAUUUAUUCGAUCUAUCCUUGUGCUCUCGUCGUAUGACUAAGUACGUCAAAAGUCUUCGUUUGGAAGCAGAGCAACAUAAAAUAAUAAUGACGAAACAUCAAAUUAUGAUAAGUGUAAAUUUUCCGGGUAGAGAAGUCAUUUGGUGGGACUUCAAGCCGUUUCAUGCUCGACGUAUUGCUAAUCAGAUACGCAGAAUUGGAAACGUUGUGUUCACACAGAGCGAACGGGUGUCUGACGGAACGCUGAACACUGGAGAAUUCUACUGUCAGUAUGCUGACUAUGAAAAGGGAGUUGCUGCCGUCUCGGAACAAUUUCAGAAAAUCUUCCCUGGUCCAAAAAGCAUCAUCAUCAAUCCAUUCUCUUUCCCCGAACUCAAAACUUUGUUUUCUCAUGAACAUAUGCAAUCAUUGAAUAAUUUGGAUAUUUGUGGAUUUGAGCAACCGUCUAUUAAGAUGAUGGAAGAGAUUUUUGGAAAAGUGACUCUCAAGGAAAGAUUGUCGAUCAAACCAGUCACGGAGGGAGAUUAUGUCAUUCAGCAGGCGUUCCAAGUCCAAUCCUUCCUGGAACUACGGUGCGCAUAUUGGAUGUCUCGUGAACACCUUCUCCAGAUUAAUUGCCGUGUCGUUGAGAUCUAUGACAAUAAGUUUAUAUCAGAAGACAUUGAAGCAUUCGCUGCAAAAUGGAAAGAGGACACAUCAAAGCAAUGGGAAAAGUUCUUGUUCCGUUGGGAUUCCGGCCGCCCGUUUUGUUUUUACAAUUUGGAUGCGGAAGCUUGGGAUGAAACUAAACGAGAGUCUCAUUUCAUCUAUAAAACCAAUCAAGAAACUCGACGAAUUGAUUGCUCAGAUGGGUUCGAUAUGGAAAGAGAGGAUGGAUUAUUGGCGACUUUUGUUCUCGAACAAAGAGAUGAACACCAAUUUUUGCACUUUUUAGUUUUCAAAGAACGGUUUCCGGAGAAGAAACGGAUUGCUGAAUUACCAUCGAAACUUGCUCCAUUCUAUACACAGUUAGAGAAAAUCAAUAGAGAAUAUCAUGACAAUGUUGCCUUGGAGAGAUUACUGUGUAAUCGAAAUUUGAAUCAUGAGGAGUUUUCGGAAACUUAUCAAGUCUGGAAGAAUAUGUUUUUGGAACAAGGAAGAGUGAAUACACAGGGACAACUGUUGAGACAAGAAGUCUUCGAGAAGAUGAGAGCAAUCAUUGAAGCUUGA
Caenorhabditis briggsae is the source of this 1380-nucleotide messenger RNA. The coding region runs from base 1 to 1380 and encodes 459 amino acids. Gene Ontology annotation, molecular function: protein binding. Gene Ontology annotation, biological process: embryo development. NCBI's taxonomy places the organism in Eukaryota, Metazoa, Nematoda, Chromadorea, Rhabditida, Rhabditidae. The transcript is spliced from 4 exons. The record is from RefSeq and is a predicted model, not a curated record.